AAACGGAUUUCCGCAUCUUGUCAUUGGCGCAGCCAUUUUAAUUUCUCUUGUGAUUUGCGUGGCGUGUGGAGUGAUUCGGUUGUUCGCGGGUCUGCGCCGUUUAAUUAGAAAAACACAGUGUUUGUUCUGGAAACAAAAUGCAGCGGGGUCGAGACGAAAACACUACCAAAGUGUUUGUGGGGAGUCUUCCGGCCGGCAUCAGCCCCGACGAUCUCAGGAAACUCUUCGAACCCUAUGGAACCAUUGCCGAAUGUGAUAUUUCGAAUAAUUGCGGAUUCUUGCAUCUGGAGGAUCGCGAUCUGGCCAUGAAAGCCAUUACCGAACUCAACGGUACUGAUUUCAUGGGCUCCCGAAUUUCGGUGGAAAAAGGCCGAGUUAAGCCGCGCCGAGGUCCUGGGGGUCCCAUGCGAGGAGGCCCUGGCGGCAGGGAUCGAGGUGCACCGUACGCCAGAGGCGGAGGCGGAAGAGAUUUCCGAGGUGGACGCGGCGGAGCAUUUGGAGGUGGUAGAGGAGGAUUUGGAGGACGCGGACGAGGACCUCCGGGGGGCGGAUUUGAAGACCGGAGAGGAGGAGGCGGCUAUCCAUCUCAGGAUAGAGGAUAUGACCCCUAUGGGGGACCAGCGCCCGCUCACUAUGAAGACCGGGGGGGCUAUGGGGAUGGUCCUAGAGGAGCACCUGGUGGAUACGAGGACCGAAGAAGCGGGCCUCCUGCUAGAGGACCUGGUGGUGGUGACCUUUACAGCCGCAGAGAUGCCGGAGUCAAGCCCAUUAAUACCAUUGUUACUAGGGGUGGCGGUGGCGGCGGCGCAGGCGGCGGUUAUGACCGAUAUGGAGGAAGCGGCGGAUCAAAUGGUUAUGGCUCAGGUGGAGGAUACGGAGGACCGAGCUCUGGUUAUGCCAGUACCGGUUACGGCAGUGGAGCAAGUGGCGGCUAUGGAAAUAACGCAGGGUAUGGCAGCGGUGGGGCCAGCAGUGGCGGUUAUGGAGGCGCCUCAAGUGGCGGCUAUGGAGGAGGAGCUGCCAGUGGAGGAUAUGGGACCGGUUACGGCUCAGGCGGAGGAGGAUACGGAGACAGUGGUGGCUAUGGUGCUGGUGCGAGCAGCGGCUACGGAGGUGGAGCGGGAGGAUAUGAUGAUGGCUAUGGAGGUGCAAUGGAUUCCCGUGGCGGGGGUGGAGGAUAUGAGUCCUCAUAUCCACCAAUUCAAGCUCAACGAGGCUACGGAGGCGGCAGCGGUGGUGGCGCAGGUGGCCGAGGCGCCGGAAGACGUUAUUAAAUUAAGCGCACAAUUCGCCUAGGACAAAUUCAAUUAAGCGAUUUGUAUAUUCUUAAAUAGCGUUUGCGUAUUCACCGGAAAAUUGGCAUGUCAAAUUUUCGUUUUUGUGUUAAAUGUACAACGUUUCCUUCCACCAACUAGCCCGAUUACUUAGUAUUGUGUUCGCUUGCUCCAUUUUAAAAUGUUUGUAGAUAAAUGUCCCAAAGAAUCGCACAUAGAAUCCAAAGUUUUGGGUAAACGUAGGCGCAGCUGAUUGAUUUGUCCUGAACUAACUACAGUAAUUUGGUAUUUAGGAUGUAUAAUUAUUUUUAAACAGUUGAGCAGGAGGUAACAAGUGCUUCCUCGCGAAACUUUGGUAUUACAGUUGAAGGGAAUCGCCUUCUAAUAAAUCGGUAAAAAUUGUGA
Molecule: messenger RNA, 1679 nt
Organism: Dendroctonus ponderosae (mountain pine beetle)
Lineage: Eukaryota; Metazoa; Arthropoda; Insecta; Coleoptera; Curculionidae
Product: glycine-rich protein DOT1
Exons: 7
Coding region: 138-1274 (378 amino acids)
Cellular component (GO): cytosol
Molecular function (GO): mRNA binding
Source: RefSeq, a predicted model, not a curated record